UCAAUCAUUUGACUAUGAGUAGUUUUUCUGAGUUGGAAGUUAGUCAUGCUGAAACAAAAGCAUGUGGUGCUAUAACAUUCAUUUCUACUCUAUUAAAUUAAUCUCAUCUUGAUGAAGUUUUAAAAUAAUACAGUUAUUUAUUUAUCUAUUUACUAUUGUUUCUUACAGAUCAAAAGCUUACAAGCCAAGUUCAUGAGAUUGUGGGACGCAUUAAUGGGAGAUUUGGAACUCUUACUGCUGUUCCCAUACACCAUCUGGACCAAUCUCUUGACUUUCACGCAUUGUGCGCUCUGUAUGCUGUUACUGAUGUUGCACUUGUUACUUCUCUUAGAGAUGGAAUGAAUCUUGUGAGUUAUGAGUUUGUUGCUUGCCAAGCAUCCAAGAAAGGAGUCCUCAUUCUGAGUGAGUUUGCAGGUGCAACACAAUCGCUCGGUGCUGGUGCCAUUUUAGUAAAUCCAUCGAAUAUCACAGAAGUUGCUGCUUCCAUUGCUUAUGCUUUGAAUAUGCCAGCUGAUGAAAGAGAAAAGAGACACCAGCAUAAUUUCAUGCAUGUAACAACUCAUACAUCUCAAGAAUGGGUUGCAACCUUUGUUAGUGAACUUAAUGAUACUAUUGUGGAAGCUCAACUGAGGACUAGGCAAGUUCCACCUCUACUUCCUAUGAAAGAAGCCGUUGAUCACUAUUUGGAAUCCAAUAAUAGAUUGCUUAUACUGAUGGAAUUACAAAUAUACUGGUAGAAAUGAAUGUUAUAGCACCACAUGCUUUUGUUUCAUAAGUUUGGUUUACCCACAUCGUGAAAAUAUUGUGGGUAAUCAACCAACUUAUGAAGAGUUAGUUGAACGACUUAAUGAUAUAACUUCCCGCCUUAAUGCUACUAACGAACAACUUAGUGUAGUUGUGGAUAUACUUCGUCAUAACAAUUUCAUGGCACCGCCUCCACCGCCUCCAACAGACCAAGCUUCAGAUGCAAAUUUAAGAGAGUCGCCAUCUAUUUCAGUUCGGGAGUUACAAGAUGAUUCUUAGUUUAUUUACAUUAAUUUACUAAGGAAUGAACUUUAUGAAGUUUUUUUUUAUUUUGGUAGGGGUAACCUUAAAAUGAUAACUUUAUGAUUUAUUUUAGUAUUGAACAUUAUAAAGAAUUUUAGCAUUAAACAUUUUAUUA
Messenger RNA from Humulus lupulus (European hop), 1162 nucleotides. RefSeq names its product alpha,alpha-trehalose-phosphate synthase [UDP-forming] 1-like. The transcript is spliced from 6 exons. Bases 339 to 737 code for a protein of 132 amino acids. The record is from RefSeq and is a predicted model, not a curated record. Gene Ontology annotation, cellular component: cytosol. Gene Ontology annotation, biological process: trehalose biosynthetic process. Lineage: Eukaryota; Viridiplantae; Streptophyta; Magnoliopsida; Rosales; Cannabaceae. Gene Ontology annotation, molecular function: catalytic activity.